Gilbertella persicaria is the source of this 1265-nucleotide messenger RNA. Its product is annotated as CTLH/CRA C-terminal to lish motif domain-containing protein. The coding region runs from base 98 to 1255 and encodes 385 amino acids. Gene Ontology annotation, molecular function: ubiquitin protein ligase activity. The transcript has 6 exons. Gene Ontology annotation, biological process: proteasome-mediated ubiquitin-dependent protein catabolic process. Gene Ontology annotation, cellular component: cytoplasm; GID complex; nucleus. Lineage: Eukaryota; Fungi; Mucoromycota; Mucoromycetes; Mucorales; Choanephoraceae. The record is from RefSeq and is a predicted model, not a curated record.
GUUAUACUAAAGCCUUGCUGUAUAGCAUUGAAUACAUAGCAGCAUGACUUCGGAGUUCUUUUUUUCUUUUUUCUUUUUCUUUUUUGCUUAAAAUACAAUGAACACCAUUCUCAACUCAUGUCAAGAUAUGCAAAAGAAACAAAUAAACAUGCAAGAUACCAUGUUGGAUAGACUUGCUUCUUUUAGACAAUUGCUCGAUGCAAAGAAAAAAGAACUCGAUCAAGGCUAUAGUCCCCAUCAGACUAUGAUGCAACUACAAGAACAAGCUAAACAACUUCAAUUUCAAAAACUACAAAAAGAAUUUCAGUCUAGUUUAUCUAAACUAAACAAAGACAUGGAAAGGAAAUUCAAACAAGAUAUCUCUGUGAUUUAUCACCCAGAAGCAUUUGCAGGCAAACAUGAUGUGAUGUACAGAGCCAUUGCUUUGCAUUUCAUUCGACAAGGACAGUUUGAAUUAUGUGAUGCAUUUAUGAAUGAAUCAGAAAUACCUGUGGAUGAUCCAUUGCGUGAGACAGUUGAACAACUCAAGCAUGAAUUUGAACAAAUGUAUACUGUAUUAAACAAGAUAGAUAAAGAACAAGAUUUAUCGGCUGCUAUUAGUUGGGCAGAAGCACAUCAAGAAGGCUUAAUAAAACUAGGCAGUGGAUUAGGAUUCAAUCUACACCGCAUGAAGUUUAUUCAACUGUUACUUUCUACUGAUGCUAUGACAGCAAUUCAAUAUGGACAACAACAUUUCCAUGUAUUUGGUGAUAAACAUUAUUCAGACAUCAAGCGUUUAAUGACAGCACCCUUGUAUAUUCAUGAUUUAUCGAAUUCACGUUAUGCAGACUUAUGCUCUCCUUCCAAUUGGAUUCAGAUCAAGCAAGAAUUCCAGCAUGACUUCUGUUCUUUGCUCAAGAUGAGUGCAGAGAGCCCAUUGUACACAGCUGUGUUUGUGGGCACGACAGCUUUACCUGUGAUCAUGAAACUCUAUACGAUCAUGUCAAGUAAAAAGACAGAAUGGAGUGCUCAGGAUGAAUUGCCUGUUGAGGUUCCAUUGGAUGAAGAUCUUCGUUAUCAUUCUGUAUUUGCCUGUCCUGUCUCUAAAGAACAAGCAACGGAUGAUAAUCCACCAAUGAUGAUGCCCUGUGGUCAUGUGGUCUGUAAAGAGAGUUUAUUACGACUCUCAAGAAGUAGCAGAGCAUCUUCUCGAUUUAAAUGCCCUUAUUGUCCCUCCGAAUCUUCUGUGGAUCAAGCUAUUCAAGUUUAUUUUUAAAAAUAAAGGA